Messenger RNA from Lonchura striata (white-rumped munia), 411 nucleotides. It is a transcript of the gene SMKR1, whose product is annotated as small lysine rich protein 1. The record is from RefSeq and is a predicted model, not a curated record. NCBI's taxonomy places the organism in Eukaryota, Metazoa, Chordata, Aves, Passeriformes, Estrildidae.
GGGGGGUGGGAGGCCAUGGCGGCCCUGCGGGGGAAGAGGGGCCGGGGUUUCUUCAGAGCUGCGGUGAUGGGGGGACGGGAAGGGUCCAUCUCCAGGGCUUGAUAUGACACUUCACCAUGAAAAGACUCAGCCAUGGCAGGCAAAACCAAAAAACCCAAGGGUGGCAAAGACAAAAGCUCCAAAAAGGGUGCAACUAAGGUUGUGAAACAAGUGGAUCUCUUCAGCCCAGCUGCCAUGCUCAACGCUUACUACAUCUCUCACAAUGCCGCUGCCUUCCUGGAAUUCCGGGGCCACCCCUGGCCUGGCUCUCUCAAAAAGAAGGGGAAGAAAAAGAAGUGAGAACCAAACUCCCUGGUGAACACUCAGCUGUGAUUAAACCCGCCCCGAGCUCGGCAGUGAUCAGCUCAAAUA